AUGCUGCCAUCAUCAGCUCGGAAGGAGAGAGAUCCGGACCCGGCCUUUGAUCGUCAAAGGGAACAUAAGCGUACUCGAAUAGACGCCCCGGUCUCUGCAGCUGAUCUGUAUGAGCAAUACAUUUCUACAGACCGACUUCAUGACGAUGAGGCAGGAUGUGAUGAAGCCAUUGCUUACUGGUUGUCCCGCUAUGACUCGCAGAGAGACCUUGCUCGCUUCGCUCUGGACAUGUUUGCCAUCUCACCUAUGUCGGAUGAGUGCGAACGUCUUUUUAGUAGUGCCAAGCUUACUGUUCUUGAUCGCCGUGGCAGGCUGAAGGCUGAUAUUAUUGAGGCGUGUGAGUGUCUAAGGGCCUGGUUUGGAAAGCCAGAGGUUGAGAACGAUAGUGAGAGCGAGGACGGUAGGAAUGACGACGAUAGAUUCAGCGUAUCGCAGAUGUAA
Pochonia chlamydosporia 170 is the source of this 441-nucleotide messenger RNA. RefSeq lists its product as hypothetical. Gene Ontology annotation, molecular function: protein dimerization activity. The record is from RefSeq and is a predicted model, not a curated record. The transcript has a single exon. The coding region runs from base 1 to 441 and encodes 146 amino acids. NCBI's taxonomy places the organism in Eukaryota, Fungi, Ascomycota, Sordariomycetes, Hypocreales, Clavicipitaceae.